UAAGGAUUACGAGCAGAAGCCAAGGAUAUCUCCGUGUGGAUUUUUCUGGGACGGCAACCCUAAUUUAUCUCUCGAUAAGGAUAAAGAGUCAUCCAGCGAUAGUGAAGAUGAAGUAGAGGAAAAACCAAAACUGAGAAAUAAGAAAUUAAGUGCUGCUGAACGUCGAGAACAAGAAAGACAGAAGGAAGGCGAAAUUCGCCAAAGAGAAGAAGCGCUGGCCAACAACCAGUUACCAAAUUCUGUGGAUCAGUUCGACAGAUUAGUUUUAGCUAGUCCAGACAGUUCAAUAAUAUGGUUACAGUAUAUGGCAUACCAUUUAUAGGCAACAGAAAUAGAGAAAGCAAGAGCAGUUGCGAGAAGAGCGGUAAAAACAAUUAAUUUCAGGGAAGAGAAGGAAAAAUUAAACGUUUGGACGGCUUGGUUAAAUUUAGAAUCUAAAUUUGGAAUUCCUGAAUCGUUAAAUGAUGUUUUUCGAGAGGCAGUGACGUCUAACGACCCACUAAAAAUCUACAGUCACAUGUUGACUGUUCAUGUCGAGGCUGGCAGGCAGAUGGAAUUGGAGAAAACAAUUAAUACCAUGAUCGCGAAGUUUAAACAUAUUCCCGAGACAUGGUUUAAUUGUGGAGAAGGAUUAUUAAAAAUAGGUUUGAAGGACAGAUCGCGGCAUAUUAUGCAGAGAGUAUUGCAAUCUUUGCCAGCAUGUGAACAUGUAAAUCUAAUGGCUCGGUUUGCAAUUAUGGAGAACAAAUUUGGGGAUAAAGAGAGAGCACAAACUCUGUUUGAGCAAAUUCUAAGUUCUUAUCCAAAACGGGUGAAUAUAUGGUCUUGUUAUAUUGAUUCCCUAGUGAAAUCUAAUGAUAUUGAUAUGGCAAGGAAAGUUCUAGAGAGAGCAAUUGUUCAGACAUUACCGCCUAGAAAGAUGAAGAUUCUCUUUAAAAAAUUCAUCAAUUUUGAGGAACAACAUGGUACUCGGGAAGACGUGACUCGUGUUCAACAAAUGGCUGUAGAAUUUGUAGAGAAGCAGUGUACAAAAUGACCAAAAAUAAUAAAACAUUUUUACAUGUAUUUCAUUA
Bombus pascuorum is the source of this 1073-nucleotide messenger RNA. Its product is annotated as protein RRP5 homolog. The record is from RefSeq and is a predicted model, not a curated record. Gene Ontology annotation, molecular function: RNA binding; protein binding. NCBI's taxonomy places the organism in Eukaryota, Metazoa, Arthropoda, Insecta, Hymenoptera, Apidae. Gene Ontology annotation, biological process: rRNA processing. Bases 518 to 1036 code for a protein of 172 amino acids. Gene Ontology annotation, cellular component: small-subunit processome; nucleolus; nucleus. The transcript is spliced from 3 exons.